CUUGUCUUUUUACUUAUUUUUCUUUCUCGAUUUGUCAUUUUUCUCUCGGGUUUCCCCUGUUAGCUGUUACGCACGCCCAAGGACGACUGUUCAAAAGAAGCUGAGAGCAAGCGUUAACCCGGAAGGAGUGACCGGAUGUGAAAGUGAGUCAGUGUUUGUCGGGCUGAAAUGUAGCAGGUCACAGAAGGUUCCGGCUUCAGAAAGGAAAGCUGUCGUCCUUUCUUCCUUUUCUUAGAUGCUGAGAUGAAUCGUCACCUGUGUGCUUGGCUUUUUAGACAUUCAUCUCUUAAUGGUCCCCUCCAGUACCACCUCCAUCCCCAAUCUCAUCAGUUUACGCAGAUCCAUCUUGAUACAAGGCUGUGGAUUUUUAGACAAAGCAGGAAUCCCAUUCUCCACCAUCUGUUAAAUAAGAAUUGUCCCAGGAGAUACUGUCAUCAGUCGAAGAUGCUGUGGAAGCAUAAAGCACUACAGAAAUAUAUGGAGGACCUGAAUGAGGAGUACAGGACGCUUGACGACUGUUUGCAGCGUAUGUCUGUGAAUGAAGGGGACCGGAAGUCCCUGAGUCGAAGGCAUGCUCAGUUGGCGCCACUUGCAGCCAUUUACCAAGAAAUUCAGGAGGCUGAGCAAGCAAUUGAAGAAUUAGAUUCAAUGUGUAAAAGUCUAAAUAAACAAGAUGAAAAGCAGUUACAAGAACUCGCAUUGGAAGAGAGGGAAACCAUCGCUCAAAAAAUCCAUAUGUUAUACAGUGAGCUUUUCCAGAGUCUAGUGCCAAAGGAGAAAUAUGACAAAAAUGACGUUAUUUUAGAGGUGACAUCUGGAAGAACUACUGGAGGUGAUAUCUGCCAACAGUUUACUCGUGAAAUAUUUGAUAUGUACCAGAAUUAUUCAAGCUAUAAAAACUGGAAAUUUGAACUCCUGAAUUAUACACCAGCUGAUUAUGGUGGGCUGCAUCACGCAGCUGCCCGAAUUUCUGGUGACAGUGUCUACAAGCAUCUGAAGUAUGAAGGUGGGAUUCACCGAGUUCAGCGAAUCCCUGAGGUGGGCCUGUCAUCAAGGAUGCAGCGUAUUCACACGGGAACCAUGUCUGUUAUCGUCCUCCCUCAGCCAGAUGAGGUAGAUGUGAAGGUGGACCCGAAGGAUUUGCGGAUAGAUACAUUUCGAGCCAAAGGAGCAGGAGGACAGCAUGUUAAUACAACAGAUAGUGCUGUCAGACUUGUCCAUAUCCCCACAGGGCUUGUAGUAGAAUGCCAACAAGAACGAUCACAGAUUAAAAAUAAAGAAAUAGCUUUGCGUGUGUUGAGAGCUAGACUCUACCAGCAGAUGAUUGAGAAAGACAAGUGUCAGCAACAAAGUACUAGAAAACUGCAGGUGGGAACAAGAGCCCAGUCAGAGAGAAUUCGGACAUAUAAUUUCACCCAGGAUAGAGUAACUGACCACAGAAUAGCAUACGAAGUUCGUGAUAUUAAGGAAUUUUUAUGUGGGGAGAAGUGUCUGGAUCAGCUAAUUCAGAGACUCCUUCAUUCAGCAGAUGAAGAAGCCAUUAUUGAAUUUUUGGACAAAAACCUUAAAUCAGCAAAAUAAGUGCAGAUUUAUUAUUUUUUAUUAUAUAAAGGAAAUGGACCUAUAUCAAGAAGCAGCUGUUUAUAAAGUACAGCUAAAAUUACACAGGACAUACAAAUAUAUUUUUUAAUGAAUAAGUCACAUUUCCUGACUGAAGAGCUUAUAAAGUACAGUCCAACUCUUCAAGCAGAAAAUAAGGAUGCACUGUUGAAAAGAGAAAUGAAAUUUUGAAAAUUAUGUGAUACAGGCUUAUAAACUUUAUAAACCCAUAUUUCAAGAAAAGUAUUGUAAAUCCAUAUUAAAAUUAGGCUUUUAACUACUACUUUUAAACAAACAAACAAAUACAAAAAUUGUGAAGAAUGGGAGUCACUAACAGCAUCUCCAGGAUAUAGAUUGUAGAGCUCUUGGAGAGUGGAACUAAUUCUGUACUGUAUAAACUACAAGCCAAUAUUUAAAGUGAACUCUCUGCUUGGCUUUUCUUUCUUGUUUUUCUUUGGCUUAACUUCGGAGCAUCUACAGAUGGAGUAUAACGUGAGUAAUUCCCUAUGCCUGGUUCUGUGCGGUGAUGUCCAUAGAGCCCAGUCCUGACCUCACAGAGCUUUCAGUUGAGUGACAGAGCCAAAAUAGAAGCCACCAACUCUAAUACCAAGUGAUGUGACGUAUUUAGUACUUGUUCUCUGGAAGUUUCUUGAGUCAAAAAGAAAGGGGUUAUUAUUUUGGACGUUCUUCAGAAGAAAAUUAUGUGCCCAGGAAAGAUUAGCUAAAAUGGAAUUCUAAGGCCAGUGGAAUUAGGAGGUAAACACUGAAGUCAUAGUUUUUUACCCCAAUUCUUACUUUGAGAGCACCGGGAAGAAGUUUUUAAAAUAAUUUUUAAGAAACAGUGCAGGGACACC
Molecule: messenger RNA, 2453 nt
Organism: Enhydra lutris kenyoni (northern sea otter)
Lineage: Eukaryota; Metazoa; Chordata; Mammalia; Carnivora; Mustelidae
Product: mitochondrial translation release factor 1
Exons: 10
Coding region: 244-1581 (445 amino acids)
Biological process (GO): translational termination
Molecular function (GO): translation release factor activity
Source: RefSeq, a predicted model, not a curated record